GGAACCAUUUUAUCACAAACACAACGCGAAAACACUUGGUCGUCGAAACACUCUUCUUCCUCUGCCGUUAUCUUUGCCGCGAAAGCAGUCUGCUUUCACAGAUGAAUUGCAGCAGCUCUCGUGUCUUCUCCCAUGGCGCCGUAGCUUCGUUUCGCGGCAAAGGAAUGGACUUUCUCUCUCCCAAAUUCGUGACCUUUGGCGCCUCCUUCCCUGCAAAAUCAGAAUUCCUGAAUUCCUACAUCCACCCGGCUCUCACUUCCCUCGAUUCUUUCCGAUUUCAGCAGCAGGGUGGCAAUGUACUCCAAGUUUCAGUGAAGUCGAGAAGUUCCAAAUCGUAUGCAUUGGUGGUGAGGAGUGAUCAUCGCUAUCCCCAGAACUCCGACUUUCUGAAGCACUAUUCGAAGAAGGAGAAGAAGCCGUUUCCGGUGCCCAUUGUGGAGCUGAGGCGGGCAGCAAGAGAGAGGCUGAAGAGCAACAGGGGCAAGCCUAGAACGCCGGUUCCACCUCCCAAAAACGGCUUGCUUGUCAAGACCCUUGUGCCAGUUGCAUACGAUGUGUACGAUGCGAGAAUUACAUUGAUCAACAAUUUGAAGAGGCUUUUGAAGGUGGUUCCUGUGCAGGCUUGCAGGUUCUGUAAUGAAAUUCAUGUGGGGCCUGUUGGGCAUCCAUUCAAAUCAUGUAAAGGUGCAAAUGCUAACAUUCGUAAGGGUGUUCAUGAGUGGAUACCAAAUGUGACCGUUGAUGACAUAUUCUUGCCAGUUGAAGCUUUCCACCUCUAUGAUCGGCUUGGAAGACGCAUUCCUCAUGAGGAAAGAUUCUCAACUCCUAGACUUCCAGCAUUAGUUGAGCUCUGCAUCCAGGCUGGGGUCGAUAUCCCAGAAUAUCCCACUAAAAGGAGAAGAAAGCCAAUCAUCCGAAUUUCAAAGAGUGAAUUUGUUGAUGCAGAUGAAAGUGAGCUACCAGACCUGGACGAUGAAGGACCCAAGAGACCCGUUUUGGCUGAAAUACUGGAUUCGGAGGUAAUAGUCCCUUCCGAUGAAGAAGAAACAACCUUGCUUGCUGAGGAAACACUACGAGCAUGGGAGCAGAUGAGGAGAGGAGCCAAGAGAUUGAUGAAGAUGUAUCUAGUGAGGGUUUGCGGGUAUUGCCCGGAGGUGCAUGUUGGUCCUAGCGGCCACAAGGCUCAGAACUGUGGGGCCUUCAAACACCAACAACGAAAUGGGCAGCAUGGCUGGCAGGCGGCUGUGCUCAAUGACUUGAUACCACCAAGAUAUGUGUGGCAUGUUCCAGAUGUGAAUGGACCGCCAUUGGAGCGGGAGCUCAGGAACUUUUAUGGGCAAGCCCCUGCGAUUGUCGAAAUGUGCAUUCAGGCGGGUGCUGCUGUGCCAGAAGAAUACAGACCAACCAUGAGGUUGGAUGUCGGGAUUCCCUCCACUAUUAAAGAAGCUGAAAUGGUAGUUUGAUGAGUUGGGUUGAUCUUUGUCCCCCUCUUAUUUUCAGUACAAUGUAAAUUGUAUGUAGAAUAUCUCAACAGGUGGUCUGAACAAAAAGCUUUUAUACAUCUUCAGUCACCUUUCUUCUUUUACUUGAGGACAAAUCUGACUAAUGUAACAAUUUUCUGGUUUUCUCAUAUGGCUGCUGUGUUCCUCUAUCCAUUAAUGCUGCCAUGCACUUUCUUUU
Malus domestica (apple) is the source of this 1680-nucleotide messenger RNA. RefSeq names its product APO protein 2, chloroplastic. NCBI's taxonomy places the organism in Eukaryota, Viridiplantae, Streptophyta, Magnoliopsida, Rosales, Rosaceae. Gene Ontology annotation, molecular function: RNA binding. The record is from RefSeq and is a predicted model, not a curated record.